This is a messenger RNA of Leptinotarsa decemlineata (Colorado potato beetle), 3575 nucleotides long. RefSeq names its product Structural maintenance of chromosomes 2 (gene SMC2). Lineage: Eukaryota; Metazoa; Arthropoda; Insecta; Coleoptera; Chrysomelidae. Gene Ontology annotation, molecular function: ATP hydrolysis activity; protein binding; ATP binding. Gene Ontology annotation, biological process: chromosome organization. The record is from RefSeq and is a predicted model, not a curated record. Gene Ontology annotation, cellular component: chromosome.
UUGACAGAUGUUUAAAAAGAGCGGGUGACGGUUUAAUGUCUGUCAAAUUAAAGCGUUUGUAUCUCUAUAUUUUGAUGCCAUAAAAUAUUUUUAUUCAGCUUUUAAGAUGUAUAUAAAGUCCAUUGUAUUAGAUGGAUUCAAAUCUUAUGGACAAAGGACAGAGAUCAAUGGUUUUGAUGAUCAAUUUAAUGCAAUCACUGGCUUAAAUGGUAGUGGAAAAUCAAAUAUACUGGACUCGAUCUGUUUUGUUUUGGGAAUAUCCAACCUCACUCAUGUGAGAGCUGCUAGUUUACAGGAUUUGAUAUACAAAUGUGGACAAGCAGGUGUGAAUAAAGCCACUGUUUCUAUCACUUUCGAUAACAGCAACCCUUCACAAUGUCCUCCUGGAUUCGAACAGUACAAAGAAAUUACUGUCACAAGGCAAAUUGUGAUGGGAGGAAAAAAUAAGUAUAUGAUAAAUGGAACAAAUGUUCCUAAUAAAAAGGUCCAGGAUCUUUUCUGUUCAAUUCAGUUGAAUGUCAAUAAUCCGCAUUUCUUGAUUAUGCAGGGGAAAAUUACCAAAGUGUUGAAUAUGAAAGCUCCAGAGAUUUUAGCCAUGGUAGAAGAAGCUGCAGGCACAAGAAUGUAUGAAGUUAAAAGACAAGUUGCUCAAAAAACUAUCGAGAAGAAAGAUGCCAAAUUACAGGAAUUGAGAGCGAUUUUCUCGGAAGAAGUUGCUCCAAAAUUGAAAAAGCUGAGGCAAGAGAGAGAACAGUACCUUGAAUAUCAGCAGGUCGAUAGGGAAUUAGAGAGGAUGUUAGGUCUUUAUCAAUGUUGGCAAUAUGUCCAAUCUAAAGUAAUGGUAAAAAAUGCGAUGAAAUGUUUGGAAGAUGGUCUCAAAGAUAUUAAAAAGUUUGAAUCUAAUAUCGAGGAAAAUAUUGAGACCAUCAAAGAAUUGGAAAGGCAAAAUGAAAAAAUUACCAGUAACCAGAAAAAUGAAGAUUCCCUGAAACUCCAAGAGCUUGAAGCGCAGCUGAAAGAGAAAGAAAAGAAAGAGGCCAAAUCAGCAGCUGCUCUGAAAUCUGUAAAAGACGACAUCAAAUCUGAAGAGAAGAGAAGGGAUCAGUUGAAGAAAAAUUUCGAUGAGGACAGCAAAGCCUUGGAAGCGAAAGAACAAGAAUUGAGCAAAGUCCAAUCGUUAUUCGAAACUUUGAAGGAAAACGACAAGAGAGAUAACGAGGGAUUCGCUUUGUCACAACGAAAGUUUGAAGCUGUCAGUGCAGGUAUGGAGGUUAAUGAAGACGGAGAGGCUCAAACUCUCCAAGAGCAGUUCAUGCAGGCAAAAGAGGAAGCCGUUAGGGCCAAUACUGAGAGUAAACAGUCAUCCAUGCUUCUGAACUCUUACAGGUCUCAGUUGGCUGAGCGGCAAAAGGAGUUGAGUUCGAAUUCAUUCGACACACAGAAAGAUGAAGUUAUGUUGAAGAAGAAGGAAAAUGAAGUUAAAGUUCUAGAGGCUAGCAUCAAUAAACUGAACUUCAAUGAAAAUAGAAUGAGAGAGUUAACUGACAGGAGGAGAAUUUUGAUAUCGGAAAUCAGGAAUCUUAAAGAGCGGCUGGAAAAUUUCUAUGCUCGCAAACCUCAUACAAACUUUCGUUACUCGGAUCCGGAACCUAAUUUCAACAAGAGCUCUGUGAAAGGCGUGGUCUGUAGACUGAUUAGAUCUGACGAUCAGAAUGCCUGCCUUGCCCUGGAAACUGCGGCUGGUGGUAAAGUUGGAGAAGAAAACUGCAAACCAGCACUCUCGCUCUUGAAAUACAACAAAGAACUCCAAAAUGCAAUGGAAUUCAUUUUUGGAAACGUCUUCAUUUGUAAGGAUAUAAAUGUGGCGAAACAAGUUACUUUUCACGAUAGAAUCAGAAGGAAAUGCGUUACAUUGGACGGCGAUGUGACAGAUCCUUCAGGUACCCUGAGCGGAGGUGCUCCCCAAAAGGGAGGAAGUAUACUUUUACAGCUGUCAGAAAUGCAGCAAUACGAGGAUCAAUUGAAAGUGAAAGAGAGGGAACUGGAAAAAAUCAAUCUUGAACUCCAACAUAUGAGCGGGGCUCAAGAAAGUUACAACUCAAUGAAGGAAAAGCUCGAUUUGAAUCGUCACGAACUUAAUUUAGUUCGUCAAAGGCUGCAACAGUCGACUCAUCACAGACAGCAAGAGGAAGUUAACAAAUUGAAGACUCAAAUAGAUGAGUUGAUGGAGAAAGUAAAAAUGUGCCAGGAAACCGAAAAUAGGUGCAAUAAGAAGGCCAAAGAAUUGGAAAACAAAAUGAAAGAUUCUAAAGGCUAUAGAGAGAAACAAUUAAAAGAAGCAGAAUCGGAAAUGAAGAAAAUGAAAUUGAAGGCUGAUAAAAGUAGAAAGGAAUGGAAGCAAAGGGAACAGGACUAUGAAACUCUGAACUUGGAAAUAUCGGAACUGAAGAAGGGACUUGAGAAUAUCAAGGCACAAAUUCAGGCUUGCGAAGAGAAUAUUGUCAGAUUGAAAGCUCAGUAUCAAGAGCAGGCCUCCAGUAUCACUGAAUUGAGCGAACUUGUGAAAAACCUUCAAGAUGAAGUUAAGAAAGCCAAGACGUUGAUUGCGGAAAAGAAUAAAAAUAUAGAAAAGAAUAACCGAAAGAGGGAAGAAUUGCUAGCAAAAAAUAAUGAAAUUCAAUUGAAAAUAAAAGAGCACAACCACGAAAUCAAAAAACUUGAAGAUAAUUUGAAAAACUGCAAGAUAAGGGAGCAAGAACAGUCGAAGAAAAUCAAAAGCAACAACCCGAAUUUGCAGAAAGCAGAAGAGCUCUCUCGAAAAGAAGGUUCAGAAUUGGAAGCUCGUAUUAAAGCCAACCAAGAGAAAAAACUCAAGCUCGGUAGAGUCGUUAAUACGAAAGCGCAGAGUAUGUUUGAACACGAAGAAAAACUGUACAAUGAACUUCGUAAAAAAGAAAAAAUUGUCGAAGCAGACAGACAGAAAAUCAUAGCUACGAUAGCAGAGAUGGAUAAACAGAAAGAGAAUGCCUUGAAAUUAGCCUACGAGCAGGUGUCCAAAGACUUUGGGUCAAUUUUUUCCACUCUCUUACCAGGUGCCAAUGCGAAACUGCUACCGCCGCCAGGAAAAACAAUUUUGCAGGGAUUAGAGGUGAAAGUAUCAUUGGGUGGCGUAUGGAAGGAGAGUUUAACCGAGCUCAGUGGAGGACAGAGAUCUCUAGCAGCAUUAGCUCUUAUAUUAGCUAUGUUAUUAUUCAAACCAGCUCCUCUAUACAUCCUAGACGAAGUGGACGCAGCAUUAGAUUUGUCUCAUACACAGAAUAUAGGAAACAUGUUGAAAUCACAUUUCAAAAAGAGUCAGUUCAUAAUCGUAUCUCUGAAAGAUGGUAUGUUCAACAAUGCUAACGUGCUCUUCCGAACCAAAUUUGUUGAUGGCGUUUCAGUGAUUACCAGGAAAGUGAAUAAAAGCUGAGUAAGACCAGAAAUUGAUGCUGUCCAACUGCCUAAGUGAAUAUUGUUAAGUUUCAGGAGUUUCAAAUCAACGAUUUUGUAUUUUUUCAAUAAAUAGUUUUUCUAAA